AUGUCAAACCAACUAGCCUACCCGGUCCCCUCAAGACUGACUGUGCUAGUACAACAAGCUAGGUCCGAGACGGAACACGUGCUCGAUACCGAAUUUGUUCGCACGGCUUCAGAAUCUUCUACCGGGGUGGCCAACGGGAUUGUUGCACCUUUAAACUCUGGAAUAAUAAAUACUGCAGGCCGACCAAAACUUCUUGAUCACCAUACUUAUACAGCCCAUAGAUUGCUUAGUUCAACACCUGCACAAAUGGAUAAAGAUAGUGCAGUGGUGGCCAUUGGACCAGUUCCUGAUGAAUGGGCAUCUAGAGAACCAAGUGCGCGCAAACGGCGACUUGCAGUUCUUAGGAAAACACUGGCUAAAACUAGUCCUGCUUGGCAAUUUGCUCUAGAAGGUGUGCGUAGCAAAAUGUCAGGGAAAAGAGAUCACCCUGGAGGUGCAGGUGCUCAAAGGGCUCUUGUAGAUGAAAUUAACCAACGACUACUUACAGACAUGUCGGACGAAAUGUCGCAAUUGCACCAAUUGGAACAGCAACUACAGCAGCGACAACAAGAGCAACAAGGGCAAGAGCAACAGCAACAAGAGCAACAAGGGCAAGAGCAGCAAGAACAAGAACAAGAACAAUCUCAAGAUCUAAGUUCAACUAAUCAGAGCUCUCCAAACCUUUAUCGUACCUUUUCUAAUACAUCUGCACGUUCAAGAGCAUCGUCCCGUGAACGUAUUCGACUUCGGCGAGCUUCCACUUUUGCCAAAUUAUCAUCCGAUGAAGGAUUAGACUCUGUGGCCCCAAUCAAGAGCAGUAUUAACCAUGAAAUUCAUGAUGACCAGUCUUCCGUGGUGGCGUCUUUGGAUGACCAACUUAAAACCCAUGCGCAACCUAAACCAGUCUUUGUUAAACCACUACCUGGCUUAGCAGAACGUACACUGAAAUCAUUAGCGUCUCAGCCUUCCCCGGCUUCUCAAUACCUCUCCGUCAUCCGGGACAGAUAUACAAUCGACUCACUCUUGCAAGAACAUCAGAACGAACAGCAGGAAGAAGAUCAGCAUCAGCAUCAGCAUCAGCAUCAGCAUCAACAUCAACAUCAACAUCAACAUCAACAUCAACAUCAACAAAAAUCACCAUUAUCAUUCCCAUUUUUACCACCACUACAACCACCACCACAACCACAACCAUCAUCAUCAUCAACAUCAUCAUCAUCACUACCAAAUAUCCCCUCAACUGAAUCUUCGGCUGCACCAUCCUUUGUCACGGCCCGUGAACGUGACUCUGGAAGCUCAAUGCAUAGUCCAAGGUUGGAUUCAGAGAGCUCAAUGCGUAGUCCAGGGUUUGUCCAUUUCGAACGGCCUCGGUACCCUUCUAUUCUUAGUACAAACACAACAAGUACUCACCGAUUAUCCACUGCAUCUUUUGAUUCAUUUGCAACUGCAAGUAAUGGUCUAAAUACACCUGGUUCUCCAACAGAAUCUCUAGGCCCAUUAGACCUUCCAAGCACUCCAUCAAACCCCCUAGACCCCACAAGAUCUCCAUCACUAGACCCAUUGGCCUCUACGGCUUCUUCCUUAUCCACUAUUAGACCUCCCAAACGCAUUCUUCUUGAUGAAGUCAGCCGUCUUAGAUACAUUUUUGAUGACCCAGAACCUGAAGAUUUACCCACCAUUUCUGUCAACAUGGCCAAAUUCUUAUCUACAAAAACCCCACAUGAAGCAAUCCGCUUGGAAAACAUGCUGGUCCUCAUCAAAUCAUCUGUCCAAUUCCCUCCACAAGACUUUGGUGAAGUAGAAUCAGUCGAUACACGAGUAUUGGAACGCUGGAAAGAGUAUAUUGUGGUUUGUCGCAGCACGGGCUCAGCACAUGCCCCUGUGCGCGUCCAGUUUUACACGACCCGUACAAUUCCAUUAGUUGAUUCCACGCCGGCAUCUAAGUUUGAUUUCAGCAUUACACCGAAAACUCACGCAAAGUUUUAUUCAAAUCUUGACAAAACUGUGGCUGUAUGGACUCCUCCAGAAGACUUAAAUAAACCAACAAUUAUUUACAUUUUCCGGGCGCGCACCCAUGAGCUUUCAAUUAAAUUAUUGGCAUUUUUUACAAAAGUUUUGGGUGUUGUUCCUCCUGCACGAACUACAGUGACUGUUCCUGAUCUAUCACUCAAGGUAGACGUGGCCAUCCCUUGGAAAUCGAUUCUACAAUAUAACUUGUCUUAUGCAAAGAACUUGAGAUCACCAGCAAAACUUACAUACCCGGAACUUAAAUCUACACUUGCACGUGCGGCACCUGUGAUUGUUUUUUUGCUGGCUGCAAUUACACAGAAAAUUGUUUCAAUUGAACAGCUCCGUGAUGACUUUGUAGCUAUGAUUACUGCGCAAAAAGUCGGGCUGGUGUGGCGGCGUUAUGACCGAUUAGAGUGGGUCCGUGAGUUGACUGAUUCAUCAGUACAAACUGGGUGGGUGCUUAACAAUACACAUGACUUGGAGCUGAGACCAAAGGCUCCGUACCCUACUUCGGUCACUUUUGAGGAUGGCACACGGAUGGAUGAACCGACUCCAGUGGAGGGGUUUUUAUUGAGGUUAUCUAGGUGGAAUGGCAAGAUGGGCAAACAAAAGGUACACAAGUUAUUUUUCAAAAAGUUAUAUUUCCAUACCCAUGAAAAUUAUAUUUUCUUUUCCAAACCCAACCGGGCAGUGCCACCGUGGUGUGAAGAUGACAACCCUGGAUUAAUUUACGAAACAAGGCCGUACCGGACAGACAGCGAAGAGGAAAUUGAGUGGUUGAAUAGCCCAACAGCGGAUGCAGAAGGUGCAGCACAGAGAGACAAGCUUGCUUUGUAUGAGGUACAACGGCGGGUUUCAAUGAUUGUAGGGGCUGACGGGUUUGUGGAUAUGUGUGAAGUGGAUGAGGUGCGUCGAGUUUUACGGGAUGGAGAUGAUUCACAAUUGGGUCGGUCGUGCAGUGUAGCAUUUAAUGAGGCCGAGUCUGGGCAAGUGGAUGGGUUUGAAGACGAGACCGUUUUUGAGAUUGUGAUGGGGAGUGGAGUGGUAAUAAGAUUACAGGCAGUAAACCAAGUUGCACGGGACGCAUGGGUGCAAAGGCUGGCCGCGCUGGCGCGGUACUGGCGACGGCGGGUUUAUGAGGAUGUUGCAUUACUGAAUAUGGUUAGGCAGACCAAUUUAGUCCAGUUGCAUAUUGAUGAGGACCAUGAGCCGUAUGUUGGCGAGGCGAGUCCCAAGUGGGAAACAUCUGCUGGGAUUGCACAUCCGGCGGUGUUUCAUGUAUCAAGAUUAUCAUGGGCGAGGUCAAUUGCAUUGCACGGGAUGUUAUACCAAAAAAUAAGCAAGCAUGCAACGUUCCGACGAUACCAUGUAGUGUUGACGCAUGGGUACGUGGUGUUGUAUGAUGCCUAUGCACGAGAUUCAUAUGGUGGGGCCAAGAGACGAGCUGAUCAUCGGCGACAUCAAGCAUUUGCUUUAAACAGUUGUUAUGUUUAUUCAGGGAAUGUUGCACAGACAGAGUUAUUGUUACGGGACCGGUGGUUAGAUGUGAGUCGUCCAGGGACACACAGUGUGCCGCGGGUAUAUCCAGACGGAUGGCGGUCAUGUGAGGAGGAAGCAAGUCGAUGUUUUGUUUUGUGGUUCCCGACGAAGCGGUUGAUUGUUGAUAAAGAUGGUGGGAGAGGUGGUGGGGAAGGUGAAGCAGGUGGUAGUGGAAGUGGUAGUGUUGGUGGUGGGACGGAUGUAAAAAUGGCGAACCGGUUGGGAGUAGCAGGGAUAUCUAUGGUAUUUUUGGCAAGGUCCCGACAGGAGCGAGAUAUUUGGGUAGUUGCACUUAAUACUGAGAUUGAAAGGCUUGUUGAGACAUCUACGGAGGACAUUUUUGUUGAGCGAUAA
Molecule: messenger RNA, 3879 nt
Organism: Magnusiomyces paraingens
Lineage: Eukaryota; Fungi; Ascomycota; Dipodascomycetes; Dipodascales; Dipodascaceae
Exons: 1
Coding region: 1-3879 (1292 amino acids)
Biological process (GO): protein localization to prospore membrane; ascospore-type prospore membrane formation
Cellular component (GO): prospore membrane
Source: RefSeq, a predicted model, not a curated record